AUGGCCUCUUACAUGAUGGGACGCAUCGACUUCGGCGAAAGGACUGCCGACGCCCGCAAGAUGGCACUGGAGAAAUCGGACGCAGUGCUGCGAUUCAGCGACCAAUGCGCCCAAUGCGCGUACUGCGAGGCCAUCGUCUACUUCACGGCAGGCCGCCCAUACGCUCUAGAAUGUCUCGCAGAGCAUCUGAAAACCGCCCACGGCCGCAUCUCCAUCGGCGCAUUCGGUGAACUAUCUGCUCCCGGCAUCGCGUCUACGCCCGCGUCCGUUAAGGGUCUCUCAACCAACGCCAGCCUGCGAGCAUCAGACGCGUUCAAACAUAUGCAUGGAGUGGUAAGUCUGGCCGCCGUCGGAGGCACGAAGACCGCCGCGGACGAACUUCUCUACGUGGCCGCGAACCAUACGCUGCGCUCGCUCGCUUUCUUCGGCUACUACAUGCGAUAUAGACUCAGUAACGUUGGUGACAAUCUCGUGACCCUUGCGUGA
Molecule: messenger RNA, 486 nt
Organism: Schizophyllum commune H4-8
Lineage: Eukaryota; Fungi; Basidiomycota; Agaricomycetes; Agaricales; Schizophyllaceae
Exons: 2
Coding region: 1-486 (161 amino acids)
Source: RefSeq, a predicted model, not a curated record